This is a messenger RNA of Monomorium pharaonis (pharaoh ant), 1352 nucleotides long. Its product is annotated as degenerin del-1. Gene Ontology annotation, molecular function: sodium channel activity. The transcript has 2 exons. The record is from RefSeq and is a predicted model, not a curated record. Gene Ontology annotation, biological process: sodium ion transport. Lineage: Eukaryota; Metazoa; Arthropoda; Insecta; Hymenoptera; Formicidae. Gene Ontology annotation, cellular component: membrane. The coding region runs from base 311 to 697 and encodes 128 amino acids.
UAUUGUUAGAGGCGUGCGAUUGUAUGCGCAACAUAUAAAAAAGAUCAAUGUUUAAUAAAUACAUUUGGCAAACAAUUCAAUUCACGUUUUUUUUUAAAGAAAACAAGAAUUAUUGAAUCUGUUAAACGGUAUUAUUGUAUAUUAUUUUAUAUUUUUUACAUUCUGUUGGUUUAUAUUAUUUAUAAUUUAUAUUGUAUAAAUAACUUACUAAUUAUAAUUUUUUUAGUUAUUGAUGUUUGCCAUGUUAAUUUUCUGUUUUCUGUUUAUGGGAUAGCUAAAUGGUUGACGAUUUUCCCUCACGAGGAUAAAGAUGAUAUUUUCUAUAAAGAUGAAAACGCCUUGCAAUGUUAUAAUUGUUAUCCUGCUUGCAAGGAUAUUAGUUACGACGUGCUUACUUGGAGAAGUUAUAUGUCUUCCGGUGGAUACAAUACCAACUUAUUGUGACGUUGGCGGUAUAUGUGGCGUCUUCAUCGGCUUCAGUUUUAUCAGUGUAGUAGAGUUUCUGUACUUUUUUGCAUUUGUGCUUCGCGAUUUGAUAUCUAAAAAAUCAGCCUUACAGAAAGAUGAUAUUUGUAAGGAUAAAAUCACAUCAGUACAAAAUAAAACUAAACAGACAAUUUAUUGGAACGAAUUGGUACCACGAUCCUGGCAUUCAGCAAAAUACGGCAAAUUCUUUACUAACAAAGCCAGAUAUUAACCGACAAAUUCUUACCGAACUAUAAAUAUUCUCAAUUGAAUUGAUUCCAUUUUCACCAAUUAUGUUAUUGUAAAUAUUCAGAUAAUAUUUAAAAUAAUAAAAAAAACCUUGCGAGCAUAGGAAGCUGAUUCGAGGACAAACUCUUAGACAUAUACAAAGUGAUUAAAGACAUUAUUAUACUUUUUAUUACAUUACAUAAUAAUGAUAAUAAUGAAUAAUAAUGAAAAUUGAUCUCUUCAAAAAGACUCAUGAUUGUCAAAAAACGGAAUUACAAUAAAAAGUUUAUUAAUCGGAUAUUCGUUUCUUUUAUUGGAAUUCCAAAAUGACUUUAACUAGUCUUAUAUUUUAUAUACAUAAGAGAAAAAGAGAAGGAAAGAGAAACAUCUGAACGUUAUAUGCACGCAUAAAAGAUUAAGAUAUUAAAAAUUCAUAUAUACUAAGUUAUAUACUAAACACACACACACACACACACACACACACACACACACACACACACACACACACAGAUUUACGCACAAAAGAAAAAGAAAAAGAGCUGGCAAUUUAUUCGAUUUAGUGGCGCCAAGUUUUUGUAGUAAAAUAUUUAUUUGUAUUAAAAUAUUUAUUUAUAAUAUUUGUAAUUUAUUUGUAUUAAAAUACUUAUUUACCAGUUCAA